AUUGAAUAGCCGCCUUAACACCUAAAAUGCUACAUGCAUUUCUUCCAUAGGGAUCAAUCUAUACUUGAUUUUUAUUAUUUCAUUUUUGGAUUUACGUUGAUUAUUUUUAAAAAAGAAUAAUACAUUUAAAAAAAUGAAUACAAUAGAAAUAAAAAUAACUUGCUUUAUCUGCAAUACCACACUGUUAAAUGUUUUAAUGAUUUAAGGUUUUCUAUUUCUUAAUAGAAUUAAAGGUGAAGUAGAAAGCUUAACUCCUAACAUUGAAUGCUGAAUUCUACCGGUUUGAGCUCUGACUAACAUAGCAUGACUUUCAGCAUAUCAAGACAAAUAUCCGCAGAAAGUAUACCGUAUUAUACCUUUCUAAACAGCUUAAUCUGAGAAUUAAGAGAAACAUUUUCACUCUAUAAUGAAAUAUAUCCUAUGAUUUACCUAGUUUGAGUACAUUUUAAAAUUUAUUUUUAUAUAAAAAUGUCUGUAAUUUAGUGAAAAUUGUAAAAGUAUCACUACUCAUCAUAUAUAUGUAUGUAAAUAUAUAUAAGUAAAUAUGUAUAAAUAUUUCCGGUUCGGUAAGCAUGCUUGGUUUUGUAAAGCAAUCCAGUAUGCUCUCCGGCAAUGCUGCGCUUUAAAAUCAAUAAUAUAUAUCUGUGUGUGUAUUGGGGGAACUAUUGGCCUGGGGCUUUAGUGAAAUGCAUUUUCAUUGGAGAGUCAUCCGUGAUUUUUAAAAUAUGAAUAUUUCACUACAGUUAAUAUUUAAUUAUUUUUGGGUUUAUAAACUUUUUUGACUAUUUUGUGUGAUUUCUGGUAAGCUUGUACUAAUGAUCGCUGAAUCUCCCAACAGGAAAAAAAAACAAAAACAAAAAAAACCUCCUCCUUCAUCUAGCUUUCUGUCUAAUUUUACUUUCCCUGAUUGGUUGUUGGAGUCUUUGGAGAUGCCAGUCAUUUAGUAAGCAACUAAUGGUUGUUCAAAAUGGCUUAAAAUGGGAGUCUAACGUCACCAUUACAUCAUCGUUCAUGUAUGAACGAUUUCUAGCUGUGCCGUAGUGGAAGGGUUAAAUUGAUUUAAAACAUUUUUUUAGAAGUUAACUUCAUCAAAAUCCACCAUGCACACUAAUCUUGGACAUAAUUCAAGUUAUAUUGAUAACAUACACCUUUAAUACCACUCCUUGGCCAUUGUCAGUUGGUUUGAAAUGUUUCUACUUUGCAAACUCUAACUUCUUAAACUAACUUUUUAGUAGUUUUUUUUUUCUUCUAUUUUCAAUGCUAAAAUCAAUUGAUCCCUAAGGUUGAAAUUCCAGUGAUCGUAAUUUUAAAUUUUAGAAACUAACAAUUAAAAAAUGUGAUGUUCAAUUUUAAUUUGAUAGAAAAUAACAAGGGGGGAUGGAGCUGAACUCAUAAGUAAACCUGUUGGUUGUCUUGCUGUUCCUUAAGAGAAACACCAGCUCAAGGUGAAAACCAGUUCUGUUUACUUUGCAAAGGGGUCUACAGCCCUUUCUGUACAUUCACCUGACCAGGUUGUCAGGAAGACUAGUAACUGGAUGCUUCAGUACUGUCUGGUUUGCUACGUUUUGAAGUCUGGUUGCUUGCCAGAAAUUAACUUGUGGUAUAAUAUAUCUAUAUAUUUUUUAAGUUAAUUGUACUGUAAUGUUUCUCUGGCUUCCAGACUGGCUAGGUAUGGAGCCAAUCUGGCUAUUGGAUUGCUUUUUCUUUUCUUUUUCUUUUUUUCCCCCCUGAGUUUCACCUUCUGGUGUGAACCUGGAUAAACAGCAGGACUUCUUCAUGGUUUGAUGUAAAAUACUAUGCACUGCAAAUCUUGGAAACAGUUAUAAAAACAAGAUGGAAGAUUCUUCCCAGAAAUCAGUGUGAAGGAAUAAAAAAAUACGUUGUUGGUUUGAUUAUCAAAACGUCAUCUGAUGCAACAAAUGUAGAGAAAGAGAAGGUUUACAUUGGGAAACUGAACAUGAUUCUGGUUCAGAUACUGAAACAGGAGUGGCCCAAACACUGGCCAACGUUUAUAAGUGACAUUGUGGGAGCAAGUAGGACCAGUGAAAGCCUCUGCCAGAACAACAUGAUCAUUCUCAAACUGCUGAGUGAGGAGGUGUUCGAUUUCUCCAGUGGACAGAUGACCCAGGUGAAAGCAAAGCAUUUAAAAGACAGCAUGUGCAACGAGUUUUCACAGAUAUUCCAGCUCUGUCAGUUUGUCAUGGAAAACUCUCAGAAUGCUCCUCUUGUCCAUGCCACCCUGGAGACUUUACUUAGAUUCCUAAACUGGAUUCCGCUUGGAUAUAUAUUUGAGACCAAACUGAUCAGCACGCUUGUAUACAAGUUUUUAAACGUCCCAAUGUUUCGAAAUGUGACGCUUAAGUGUCUGACGGAGAUUGCUGGUGUGAGUGUCAGUCAAUAUGAGGAGCAGUUUGUUACUCUCUUUACACUGACAAUGAUGCAGCUGAAACAGAUGCUUCCUUUAAACACCAAUAUCAGAUUGGCUUAUUCAAAUGGAAAAGACGAUGAGCAGAAUUUCAUUCAGAACCUUAGCUUGUUUCUCUGUACGUUUUUAAAAGAACAUGGGCAACUCGUAGAAAAGAGGCUCAACCUAAGGGAAACUCUGAUGGAGGCUCUUCAUUACAUGUUGUUGGUAUCCGAAGUUGAAGAAAGGGAGAUUUUUAAGAUUUGUCUUGAGUACUGGAACCAUUUGGCAGCUGAACUCUAUCGAGAAAGUCCAUUUUCAACAUCUACGUCUCCAAUAUUGUCUGGAAGUCAACACUUUGAUGUCCCUCCUCGAAGGCAGCUGUAUCUGCCAGUGUUGUCAAAAGGACGUCUACUAAUGGUCAGCCGAAUGGCUAAACCAGAAGAAGUGCUGGUUGUGGAAAAUGACCAAGGAGAAGUUGUAAGAGAAUUUAUGAAGGACACAGAUUCCAUCAACUUGUAUAAAAACAUGAGGGAGACGCUUGUGUACCUUACACAUUUAGACUAUGCAGACACAGAACGUAUUAUGACAGAGAAACUUCACAAUCAAGUAAAUGGUACAGAGUGGUCUUGGAAAAACCUGAAUACACUUUGCUGGGCUAUUGGUUCAAUCAGUGGAGCGAUGCAUGAAGAAGAUGAAAAGAGAUUCUUGGUAACGGUUAUUAAGGAUCUCCUUGGCCUAUGUGAACAAAAGAGGGGAAAGGACAACAAAGCUAUUAUUGCAUCAAACAUAAUGUACAUCGUGGGGCAGUAUCCCAGAUUUCUCAGAGCCCACUGGAAAUUUUUGAAGACUGUGGUCAACAAGCUGUUUGAAUUCAUGCAUGAAACCCAUGAUGGUGUACAGGAUAUGGCAUGUGACACAUUUAUUAAAAUAGCCCAGAAAUGCCGUAGGCACUUUGUUCAGGUGCAGGUAGGAGAAGUGAUGCCAUUUAUAGAUGAAAUUCUGAACAACAUUAACACAAUAAUCUGCGACCUUCAGCCACAACAGGUUCAUACGUUCUAUGAAGCUGUUGGCUACAUGAUCGGGGCACAGACGGACCAAACAGUGCAAGAGCACUUAAUAGAAAAAUACAUGCUCCUGCCUAACCAAGUGUGGGAUAGCAUCAUUCAGCAGGCAACCAAAAAUGUAGACAUUCUGAAGGACCCAGAAACAGUGAAGCAACUUGGCAGCAUCUUGAAAACAAAUGUAAGAGCGUGUAAAGCUGUUGGUCAUCCUUUCGUAAUUCAGCUUGGCAGAAUCUACCUGGAUAUGCUGAAUGUGUACAAGUGCCUCAGUGAGAAUAUUUCUGCAGCAAUUCAAACAAAUGGUGAAAUGGUGACCAAACAACCUUUGAUAAGAAGUAUGCGAACAGUAAAAAGGGAAACAUUAAAACUGAUUUCAGGUUGGGUGAGCCGGUCCAAUGAUCCUCAGAUGGCAACGGAGAACUUUGUGCCCCCCCUCUUGGAUGCAGUUCUUAUUGAUUAUCAGAGGAAUGUCCCUGCAGCCAGGGAGCCUGAAGUACUGAGUACCAUGGCUACCAUUGUGAAUAAAUUGAGUGGUCACAUCACAGCUGAAAUUCCACAGAUAUUUGAUGCCGUCUUCGAAUGCACUUUAAAUAUGAUUAACAAAGACUUUGAGGAAUAUCCUGAGCAUAGAACACAUUUCUUCUUGCUGCUGCAGGCUGUAAAUUCACAUUGCUUCCCAGCAUUCCUGGCCAUUCCUCCUGCACAGUUCAAGUUGGUGUUGGAUUCCAUUAUUUGGGCUUUUAAACACACAAUGAGAAAUGUUGCUGACACAGGUCUGCAGAUACUGUAUACCCUGCUACAAAAUGUUGCUCAGGAAGAGGCAGCUGCUCAAAGUUUCUACCAGACGUAUUUCUGUGAAAUUCUGCAACAUAUCUUCUCUGUUGUAACGGAUACCUCUCAUACUGCUGGUUUAACAAUGCAUGCAUCAAUUCUUGCAUACAUGUUUAAUUUGGUGGAAGAAGGCAAAAUAAAUGCAGUAUUGAAUCCAGCAAAUCCAGUCAACAACCAGAUGUUUAUUCAAGAGUAUGUGGCCAAUCUUCUCAAGUCAGCCUUCCCACACUUACAGGAUGCACAGGUGAAAGUGUUUGUAACGGGAUUGUUCAGCUUGAAUCAAGAUAUUCCUGCCUUCAAAGAACAUCUAAGGGACUUUCUGGUACAAAUUAAGGAGUUUGCUGGUGAAGAUACAACAGACCUAUUCUUGGAAGAAAGAGAAUCAUCUCUUCGACAAGCCCAGGAGGAGAAACACAAAUUACAAAUGUCUGUCCCUGGAAUCCUAAAUCCACAUGAAAUUCCAGAAGAAAUGUGUGAUUGAAAAUUGUUUAAGCCAAGUUUUGCUUCGUUUCUUCUGAGCAGUUACUGGCUGUCAUACAGGAGCGAACUGCACUUGGGUAUUUGUUGACCAAAACAAUGCCAAUGUGUAAAUUAUACUGUCACCUAGUGGCCCUUUUUACUUAGUCUGCAUUUUGUAUGGAAACUUUUUCUUGUGUAAUAUCUUUCCAUUGUUAAUUAAAGCGUAUGUUUGGUCAUCUUCAUUUAGAUCUGCAUGAGGUUGUUAAGAAUUGAAUUAAAAAGAAAGAAAGAAAAGAGAGCCCAUUUUGUUAAAGGAAGGAGAAAGUGAUUGGUGUAAAUUCCACUGCAAAAUGGCUUCUAGAAAUAGUCUGUAGCGGAUUACCAAUCUGAGUUUGAUGGGAUGUUACAGUAAUGCAGCAUUGCCUGUAGUCUGCAGCCUAGGAGAAACAUUGCAAAAUAGAGGAUUACAAUUAAGAUUAAAGAUGCUGCUUUUGUCAAUGGUGUAGUGUAAGGGUUAGCUCAAUUGGUUGUGCUCAACCUAAACUACCGUCAUUUGUUGCUGGACAUACUUUGCAGCAAGAUCAUGUCCAUAUCAUCCCAUUGUAAAGCAUCUUUAAUAACACGGGAACACAGAACAGUUGGUUAUUUUUACAGAAUUUGUGUGUGUGUGCUGUCGCUUUGUCGACAACAGCUUUUUGUUUUCCUCAAUGAGGAGUGUUGUGAGCAUUCAUUAAUUCUAAGUGAAAGUGGUUAAAAUAUUUAUCGGUUAGCAUUGGCUGCAUCUUUAUAACUCAUGUUAAUUCAGAUGACUUGUUCUAAUUUAUGUUGUUUACCAUGCUGUAGUGCUUCAAGAACACUACUUAAGAGCAAAAUAAACUUGGUUUACAUUUAAUUUUCUAUUUUUUUGCAUCUUUCAUUUUUAUCUUGACAUUCUAUCCAAAUAAUUUUCAAGAGGCUUUUAUUCAGAGAAUUAAUAUUUGCCAACAAUAUAAUUAGGAGAAUGUAUAAACCAAAAUAUCGAUGUUUAAUGCCUAGAUGAAGAGAGAAAUGAAAACAUCUCUAAGUGUUACAUUUAUUGUGAAACUUUUUGAAACUGAUUAAAGUUGAGAGAAUUUUAUAA
This is a messenger RNA of Acipenser ruthenus (sterlet), 5878 nucleotides long. RefSeq names its product exportin-1. Gene Ontology annotation, molecular function: nuclear export signal receptor activity; small GTPase binding. Gene Ontology annotation, biological process: ribosomal large subunit export from nucleus; ribosomal small subunit export from nucleus; protein export from nucleus. The record is from RefSeq and is a predicted model, not a curated record. Gene Ontology annotation, cellular component: cytoplasm; nucleus. NCBI's taxonomy places the organism in Eukaryota, Metazoa, Chordata, Actinopteri, Acipenseriformes, Acipenseridae. The transcript has 23 exons. Bases 1958 to 4780 code for a protein of 940 amino acids.